Molecule: messenger RNA, 1163 nt
Organism: Rosa rugosa (rugosa rose)
Lineage: Eukaryota; Viridiplantae; Streptophyta; Magnoliopsida; Rosales; Rosaceae
Exons: 2
Coding region: 71-634 (187 amino acids)
Source: RefSeq, a predicted model, not a curated record
AACAUGUGCUUACCAGUGAACCAGAUUUAAACAAACAAAUUUUCCCGAGUUAUUAGUCAAGUGGAAAAAAAUGGUGGGCGACCAAUUCGGCUUGGAAUUGAAGCACUGGGAGAAAAUCUCCAAAACCCAAUUCAAGGAAUGGUCAAUGGUAGCCAUCAGAGACUCCAACUCCUCCGUUUUCCCUCCAAUUAAUCACGAAAACCUCCACCUCCCGACCUCCCCAUCACUGUCGUCUUCUUCCUCCUCGUCGCUCUCGUCGUUUUCGCCGUCCGAUUCCGACGAAUCGGGCCCGGUUUCGCCGAAGAAGCCCGAUACCCAGGUCGGAAAAUGCGGCGAAUCGAGGAGCUGGGUGGGUUUUGGGGUUGGGUUACUGCGCUCUAAGGUUUUGGGGAUUGGUUCGUUGAUUGGGUGGGAGAAAGUUUGGUGCUUUGGUUCUGGGGCGGGCAUUGUGGCGGUGGUGUUUAUGGUGUGGUCGUUUUACUUGCGAGUGAGGCGGAGGCGGUAUCGGAAGCGUUCCGAUUUGAUUAUCAAACAGAAAGAUGAGAAAAUUAAUAAGCUGCUGCACCAAAUCGCGCAAAUGAAUGAAGUACUGGUGGCUCGGCAUAGAGCUCUGGCUUCCAAACUGGCUAAUUGACUGACCAAGUGUAAAAUCUUUAACUGCUGGAUUGGUAAAUUAGGAAGAUCGGUUCAAUACCAGAGCUGAAAAUAUUGGGGGAAGAAGUUGCAGACGCUUCUGUAGAUGCCUGCGAAUUGGUCACAACAGAACUGACUGUAAUGGAAAUCUGAUUCUCCUGUCAUCUCUGAGGAUCCAAUAUCGAGUUGAAAGGUAUAAUGGGAACCGCAAGCACCAGUGUGAACUCUGCAAACAAUUGGAUCGAGAAACAAGGAAUUACUGAAGCAGAAAAUGUGGCGCUCAAGCUUUCGAGUUUGGUACAUGAAUGGGGUGACCAAAGACGCGCAAUGAUCUUCAUGGUAUACGUCAGUCACAGACUUAGUGGUUUGCCUGUAUUUCAGUUCAUGGUUUCAUGUCCUGUUAAUUACCUAGCAUUGAUUAAAUUAUAGUUUAAUGAAGUCUAGCUAUGAUUAGAGUUAUAUGGUGCAGGAAAUUUGUUUAUUAUUUUGAAUGAUAUUCUGGUUUUUGUUAUUAUUUGUAAACUUUUGUA